Messenger RNA from Aspergillus vadensis CBS 113365, 698 nucleotides. RefSeq lists its product as uncharacterized. The coding region runs from base 203 to 457 and encodes 84 amino acids. The record is from RefSeq and is a predicted model, not a curated record. The transcript has 4 exons. NCBI's taxonomy places the organism in Eukaryota, Fungi, Ascomycota, Eurotiomycetes, Eurotiales, Aspergillaceae.
CUUAUGCCUUCGUAAAGUCAGCAUCUAGGUCGUAUGCGCGAUAUGCAUGGGUUUUGGACGCCUAAUACUGCACCAGACAUAUAAGAACUUCCUCUCUGGCUUUGUGGAGGCAUCAUUUUCAGGCUUCAUUGUACCAUCAGAUCCAUCAGUCUCGAUCGCCGACUUCUUCUAGUAAUCUGAAAACUAAGAUAUCACCUCCAAAAUGCAGUUCCUCCUCCUCCUUGCCGCAACUUUGAGUCUCGGUGCAGGAACUCUGGCUUCCCCUGCGCCAGUUCCUGAUAGCCUUGACUCGCGGGCUUAUCAUUGGCAUGGUUGUGGCGCCGGUAUUGAGUGCCACUCUGACAGUGACUGUUGGGCGUCCGAAGAUUGCGUACAGACUGCCCUUGGUAGCACCGCCAAUAUCCACUGUGGACAAGAUAGUUACCCCACGGCUUGCUGGGCGGAUUGGACCGAUUAAAUGUUGAGCCUUGGGCUUCUGGGUCAGGGUUGGUUUGCAUCAACGGCGAGCUGCGCGACGGUCACAGUUGGGAAGGUUUCCUUAAGACAAUUAACUUUCUCGGGGGAUAUGGUUAUUUUGUGACAUACACUCUUGUUGCAGAAAGAAUAAUUAGUGGCACAUCCUAAUCAAUUUGGACGCUCGAAGGCCAUUCCAUGCCUUUCUGGUUCCAGAAGAGCAACAGAAGUCUAAUAAAUAAAAG